UGCGAUUGUUCGGGCUCGUUAUGGAAAACUCUGGAAGUUUCCUCGCUGUUUAUAAAGAAAACAUGCGGGACGGCACAGCGACUUGAGUGGAGACACGGGACGGACUGAGGACGUGCUACUGACGUUCACUAGCAGCGUUGACAUUCAUACUACACGGGACGCUUUAUGGUCAACAUGGGUAAAGACUACUACGAGAUUUUGGGAAUUAAGAAAGGAGCGUCGGAGGACGAAAUAAAGAAAGCCUAUCGUAAGCAGGCCCUGCGUUAUCACCCCGACAAAAACAAAUCACCGGGAGCUGAGGAGAAAUUUAAAGAAAUUGCAGAAGCUUAUGACGUUUUGAGCGACCCGAAGAAAAAAGAUAUCUACGAUCGUUACGGCGAAGAAGGUCUGAAAGGCGGAGGUCUCCCAGGCGGCGGCGGUGGUCCUGGCACCUUCAGCUACACCUUCCAGGGUGACCCUCAUGCCAUCUUUGCAGAGUUCUUUGGUGGACGUAACCCCUUUGAACAGUUCUUUGGUGGCCGCAAUGGAGGGAUGGAUGAAGACAUGGACACUGAUGACCCAUUUUCCCGCUUUGGGAUGGGGGGCAGUGGAAUGGGCGGUUUCCCCCGCUCCUUCAGCUCUGGUAUGGGAGGAAUGGGCAGUCAGAGUAGCGUUGUAAAGAAGCAGCAGGACCCCCCUGUGGUUCACGAUCUCCGGGUCACCUUGGAGGAAGUGUUGUCCGGUUGCACAAAGAAAAUGAAGAUCUCUCGUAAGAGGCUCAACCCUGACAGAAGGACGAUAAGGACAGAAGAAAAAAUCCUGGAAGUGCAGAUAAAGAAGGGCUGGAAAGAGGGCACUAAGAUCACGUUUCCUAAAGAGGGGGAUGAGACUCCUACUAACAUUCCAGCUGACAUAGUCUUUGUAUUGAAGGACAAGCCACAUCCGGUGUUCAAACGUGACGGCUCAGACAUAAUUUACACCUCCAAGAUAUCACUGAGAGAUGCCUUGUGCGGCUGCACAGUCAACGCACCCACACUAGAUGGCAGAACAGUUACCGUGUCAUCAACAGAUAUUGUGCAGCCAGGUAUGAAGCGACGAGUCAGCGGGGAGGGACUUCCUUAUCCCAAACGGCCUGAUCGUAGAGGUGACCUGAUAGUGGAGUUUGAAGUCAAGUUCCCUGAACGUCUCAGUCAGAGCGCCCGAGACACCAUCGCCCAGGUCCUCCCACGGUCUUAAACAGGACAAACAGACUUGCGGGACUCUAAACUGGCAACAUUUUCCCCGUCAACAUAUGGACAUUCAUGUGGAAGUUACAUGCACAAACGACCAUAAACUAAAGACUCGUGUGUCAGAGCAUACACAUUCACAGUGUACAGGCCACCUUCAGAAAGCUGCUUACCAUGAAUGAGUGGAGCGUUACGUGUAAAUAUUUGACCAUUUUGAAUGGUGGUUUGGUAACUGAAUAGGAUUAUAUUUUCAUUAAGAGAAGUGUAUUAUAGUGGUGCACUAUUACAUGGAACUGUUUUGUUCAUAAUAAAAGUUCACAUCGAGUAA
Mugil cephalus (flathead mullet) is the source of this 1533-nucleotide messenger RNA. It is a transcript of the gene dnajb1b, whose product is annotated as DnaJ heat shock protein family (Hsp40) member B1b. The record is from RefSeq and is a predicted model, not a curated record. Lineage: Eukaryota; Metazoa; Chordata; Actinopteri; Mugiliformes; Mugilidae. The coding region runs from base 166 to 1215 and encodes 349 amino acids. The transcript has 3 exons. Gene Ontology annotation, cellular component: cytosol. Gene Ontology annotation, molecular function: transcription corepressor activity; Hsp70 protein binding.